Messenger RNA from Cucurbitaria berberidis CBS 394.84, 555 nucleotides. Its product is annotated as high affinity copper transporter. The record is from RefSeq and is a predicted model, not a curated record. Bases 1 to 555 code for a protein of 184 amino acids. The transcript is spliced from 2 exons. Gene Ontology annotation, cellular component: membrane. Lineage: Eukaryota; Fungi; Ascomycota; Dothideomycetes; Pleosporales; Cucurbitariaceae. Gene Ontology annotation, molecular function: copper ion transmembrane transporter activity. Gene Ontology annotation, biological process: copper ion transmembrane transport.
AUGAAGGCGGGGAACACGACAUGCAAGAUGGAGAUGCUGUGGAACUGGAAUGUGGUAGACUCGUGCUUCCUCUCAAGCUCUUGGCACAUCACCAACAACGCCAUGUUCGCCGCAAGCUGCGUGGGCGCCGCUCUCCUAGUCGUCUGCCUCGAAUUCCUGCGACGCGUAGCCCACGAGUACGAUGCAUUUCUGCUGCGACAGUUCCAGCGACAACUGCGCGCUCAGCAAGCUGCGCUGGUAGCCGCUGCCCCGGCAAAUUGCUGCGACGGCCCGACUUCCACUUUGGGCACGCAGCAUGCGACGUUUCGAGCGAGUGCACUGCAGCAGUUGAUUCGAGCUGUCAUCCACGGCGUUAUCCUUGGGCUUGCCUACAUCAUCAUGUUGCUGGUCAUGUACUACAACGGCUUUAUCUUCAUCUCUGUUAUUCUUGGUGCGAUUCUAGGAAAGUUCCUUUGCGAUUGGAUGGUGGUGAGAAUACCGUACGAGAGCCCAGACGAAAAGGAGGAGCGGAGAUCUUCGAUUGGCGCGGCUGGACCGACGGGAUGCUGUGCAUGA